AUGCCACGACCAGCAAUGUACAUUGCAGACACUUCUGGCAGUUCCGCUACCCUGAGGCCGAUGGGCCCCGAGAGAAUAACGAGAGAGGAGAAACCUGAAUGCUCAGAGACCAGAUAUAAAUUCAGUCUCAGUGGUAAUUUUCAAAAGCAUCAGAAAACUCACACAAGGGAGAAACCUUAUGAAUGCUCAGAGUGUGGAAAGAGAUGCAGUACGAAUGGCCAUCUUCAAAGUCAUCAGAGAACCCACAUGGGGGUGAAGCCUUUUGAAUGCUCAGAGUGCGGAAAGAGAUGCAGAACUAAUGGCCAUCUUCAAAGUCAUCAGAGAACCCACAUGGGGGUGACGCUUUUUGAAUGCUCAGAGUGUGGAAAGAUAUUCAGUCAGAGUUUCAAUCUUCAGCAGCAUCAGAGAACUCACACAGGGGAGAAACCUUAUGAAUGCUCAGAGUGUGGAAAGAGAUUCAGUCAGAGUGCCCAUCUUCAACUACAUCGCCGAACCCACACUGGGGAGAAACCUUUUGAAUGCUCAGAGUGUGGGAAGAGAUUUGGUAGGAGUGGCCAUCUUCAAUCUCAUCAGAGAACCCACACAGGGGAGAAACCUUUUGAAUGCCAAGAGUGUGGAAAGAGAUUCAGUACGAGUGGCAGUCUUCAAUAUCACCAGAGAACCCACACAGGCGAGAAGCCUUUUGAAUGCUCAGAGUGUGGAAAGAGAUUCAGUACCAACAGCAGUCUUCAGCUUCAUCAGAGAACCCACACAGGGGAGAAGCCUUUUGAAUGCUUGGAGUGUGGAAAAAGAUUUAGUACAAGUGGCCAUCUUCAGUAUCAUCAGAGAACCCACACAGGCGAGAAGCCUUUUGAAUGCUCAGAAUGUGGAAAGAGAUUCAGUACGAGUGGCAGUCUUCAAUAUCACCAGAGAACCCACACAGGCGAGAAGCCUUUUGAAUGCUCAGAGUGUGGAAAGAGAUUAAAUACAAGUGGCAGUCUUCAACAGCAUCAGAGAACCCACACAGGGGAGAAACCUUUUGAAUGCUCAGAGUGUGGAAAGUGUUUCAGAACUAGUAGCAGUCUUCAACAGCAUCAGAGAACCCACACAGGGGAGAAACCUUUUGAAUGCUCAGAGUGUGGAAAGAGAUUCAGUCAGAAUGGCACUCUUCAACAUCAUCAGAGGACCCACACAGGGGAGAAACCAUUUGAGUGCUUGGAGUGUGGAAAGAGAUUCAGUCAGAAUGGCACUCUUCAACAUCAUCAGAGGACCCACACAGGGGAGAAACCAUUUGAGUGCUUGGAGUGUGGAAAGAGAUUCAGUCAGAGUGGCACUCUUCAACAUCAUCAGAGAACCCACACAGGGGAGAAACCAUUUGAGUGCUCGGAGUGUGGAAAGAGAUUUAGUAUGAGUGGCAGUCUUCAAAAACAUCAAAGAACCCACACAAGGGAGAAACCUUUUGAUUGCUCAGAGAUUGGAACGAGAUUCAAGUCAUAG
Heteronotia binoei (common prickly gecko) is the source of this 1476-nucleotide messenger RNA. RefSeq names its product zinc finger protein 135-like. The transcript has 2 exons. The record is from RefSeq and is a predicted model, not a curated record. Bases 1 to 1476 code for a protein of 491 amino acids. Lineage: Eukaryota; Metazoa; Chordata; Lepidosauria; Squamata; Gekkonidae. Gene Ontology annotation, biological process: regulation of transcription by RNA polymerase II. Gene Ontology annotation, molecular function: DNA-binding transcription factor activity; RNA polymerase II cis-regulatory region sequence-specific DNA binding.